UGGGCUGCCGCAAAUGAUGGUGCCAAUUUGCAGAAGGAGGUGCCCCUUGGGAGGUGGGAAAUUGAUGCGGGGUAUCACCCAUCUACAACCCCUCAAGCGAUGACCAUCUAUCGAUAUGUGCCUGCUUCAGGCGUUGACCUGUUUGAUCAUGGUUUGUUCAAGCUGUCACGUAACGAAGCUGCUGCAAUGGAUCCACAACAACGGCUGCUGCUGGAAGGGACAUUAGUCUCACGGACUGAGGCAAGCACGUACAUCAUUGCCCCUGCUGCGUCAAUCCCCUCCCCACCCGCAGGCGUGUAUGCUGGCUGUAUGUACAAUGAGUACACCAGUGUGAUUUUAUCUGGUGGUCACAAGUUACCGCCACAGGCAGUGAUUGGCACCGGUCUGAGUUACAUGGUUGGCCGCAUCUCUUACACCUUUGGCUUUACAGGCCCCUGUGUGAGUACGGACACCGCCUGCUCUUCGUCCCUGGUGGCUUGCCAUCUGGCACACAAGGGCUUGGUGCUUGCUGAGUGCAAUGCCGCGGUGGCAGCCGGCAGCAACGUCAUGCUGCUGGCAAAUACCACGGCAGCCAUUUGUCAGCUGCAGGCACUGUCCCCUGUGGGCCGAUGCAAAACUUUUGAGGCCUCCGCAGAUGGUUAUGGUAGAGCAGAAGGUGUUGCAACCCUGAUGCUUUGCCGACAGCAGCUUGCUCAGCUGCAGCAUCCCCGCACUUCUGAGACACCCUCAGUCAUUGUGCAAGGCUCCAGUGUGAACCAGGGUGGUCGCAGCAGUGGGCUCACAGCACCGAGCGGGCCCGCACAAACGGCGCUGGUGCGAACAGCGCUUGCAUCAGGCAGCUUGUCUACCUCGCAGCUGUGCAUGCUGAGUGUUCAUGGGACGGGAACACCUUUGGGUGACCCCAUUGAGGUGGGGGCUCUCAGCCUGGCGAUGAGUGGCACGUCGAGCGGAGGCAUUGCCGCUGUUACACUGUUGUCCAACAAGUCAUGUUUUGGUCAUACUGAGGGCACAGCAGGCAUUACCGGUCUGUUGUUGUCUGUUGCUGCAUUACACAAGCAAGCAGCGCCAGAAGUAAUGCACUUGUGCAACCUCAACCCC
This is a messenger RNA of Chlorella variabilis, 1098 nucleotides long. RefSeq lists its product as hypothetical. The transcript has 5 exons. NCBI's taxonomy places the organism in Eukaryota, Viridiplantae, Chlorophyta, Trebouxiophyceae, Chlorellales, Chlorellaceae. The annotation marks the transcript as partial. Gene Ontology annotation, molecular function: fatty acid synthase activity. The record is from RefSeq and is a predicted model, not a curated record. Gene Ontology annotation, biological process: fatty acid biosynthetic process.